Molecule: messenger RNA, 1164 nt
Organism: Coniophora puteana RWD-64-598 SS2
Lineage: Eukaryota; Fungi; Basidiomycota; Agaricomycetes; Boletales; Coniophoraceae
Exons: 6
Coding region: 1-1164 (387 amino acids)
Source: RefSeq, a predicted model, not a curated record
AUGCGUCCUGGAGAGAGCCCUUCAAGCCCUACUCUUGAAGUCGUGACCGCCACGGACUUCCCUUUCUAUGAUGAUGUCGAUGAUGAUGUCCAACUCUCUCCGGCUAGAAAACUCGGCACUUCCGAUACGACCAUACCUAAUGGACCGCCGCGUGCCACUGGUCAUGCUGACCAGCCAAAUAUAUAUGGCUUCUCGGAAGAUGCAUGGGGAUCCUACAGUGUCAAAGAUGAAUUGGUGCAAGUGGCAAACGGUGUCGGGCGGAUUUUGCAAGACCUCAAUAAGGCGCACGCUGAGGAGGAGGGGAACUUGUCCUCUAUGGCUACACUAGAGACGGCAGUCAACGACCUGAAAACCCUUGUCGAAGGACUCAAGGAGGCGUUAGGGAGACAGCUAACGAAACAGGGUGAAGCACUGAGUGCUUUCGAAAAACAGUUGCUCAAAGAGGUUGACGGCGUCAGAGAUGACAUCUCACACGCAGGAGCCAAAGCCAAGGAUCAAGUUGCUUCUACCGAUGCGGCGUUCACUGGGCUAUGUCAGCAACAAGAACUACUCCGCGAAUCUACGGACGUCCUGUCUUCCAGUGUAACCCACGUUCGGGACGCGUUGGACUCGACAACGCGCCAGCUUUUGGAGGAGAAUGUCAAGCUGCAUUCUCUCAUUGCCAACCUCGAUUCACGAUGCUCCUCCAUUUCUGACGAAGUUCACGAAGUUCGCCUCUCUAUGGUGGACCGGAACCUUCAAGACCGUGCGAGCCUGCAAAGCGAACUAGCCAGUCAGGGCAUCACUGUAGUAGGCAAUAUUGUGCCCCGCAUUUUGUCUCGAGCUACGGACAUGUUGCCUGCAUCGAACCAGGACUGGGUUCUCGGCAUGGAAGGAUUCAUAUAUUUCAUCAGCUCGACGGUCUCUCGUCGACUGCAAUGGUGGGCGCAGAUGCUGAAUGUGAAGGUGCUCAUUUUCUUAGGGAGCGUGCGUGAAGCCUCUCUACCUGCGAUUUUGUAUCAUAUCCGAGAUCGUGUUCCUUCGGUGAAGGCUGCAAGUGCGCAUCUGCAGCCUACAAGGAAAGUUAUUACUGCUCUAUGGGUCGCCUCGUUUACGGUUACACUCCUAUACUUCACGAGCCACACGCGUUCUUACCCAGUUGGCGAGGGCUAUAUUGUCACGUAG